Messenger RNA from Pseudomassariella vexata, 2748 nucleotides. RefSeq names its product nuclease-like protein. NCBI's taxonomy places the organism in Eukaryota, Fungi, Ascomycota, Sordariomycetes, Amphisphaeriales, Pseudomassariaceae. The record is from RefSeq and is a predicted model, not a curated record. The coding region runs from base 490 to 2748 and encodes 752 amino acids. The transcript is spliced from 3 exons.
GUCCAAACUUCCCAAGCAGCUCGAUAAAUCGGGGUUCAUUGUUGGUUGUCGCAAAGGUGAGGCGCGACCUCUCUCUCACCUUUCCCUCACUUUCCCAUUCCGCCUCACCUCGUCAGUCGCUCCUUUCUUGACGCCCCUUUUCGGAUUUCUUCGCCGUUCAAAGACUGCAGGUACCCAUACCAUCACCACCGCACUGCUCCAACUUUCCACCUUCGAACACCACGUCACCCCAUCAGCCUCCUUCGUCGAGCUCGCAGCUUCACCAAGCUGGCAACAGCUCCCACGAUGCCGCGUAAGUCUCUUUAUAUUAACUUCUGCUUCGAUUCUGCCACGUUGGAUAUGCGCGACGAGACCGUUGGUCAACGCAACCCGCCGACAAUCGAACGACCACCACUCAGAAACCACCCUCUUUCGUACGACCCUUCUGGCUGGCGAUCCAAAGUGCGAGAGAACACGCGCGUUUGAGGCAAUGGUGUCAUAGAGGUGGGCAUGCGACGACGAGCUGGCGCAGACAACAUCCCACUUGGCCCCGGUGAUGGCAGGAAUACUCGACGUGACCAAUACGAAGAACCGGCCCCUACGAAACAAAAUCUACAAGCCCAGACGGCCGAGUUAUCGCAGCUGGAGGACACUGCCAUCGCCGUCGAUGCUUCGUACUACAUCCAGCUCUUCCUCGACAACCCCCCUUACCAUGAGCCGCUGCUCCCCGCGCUCGGCGGCUUGACGGGUAUCGAGUCUCACAUCGAGAGCGAUCUCGACAGCUGGCAAGCCAACAAGACGACCCCCUUCUUCAUAUUCAACGGCCAAUCCGUCGUCGGCCAGGAUGAUGUUUCGAUCCAGCGAGGCAAGCGGGCUAUCGUCAAGACGGACGAAGCUUGGGAUCUCUAUUUUCGAAGUGAGGCCACUGCCGCCGUGACAGCUUUCGGCUCCAACCGAGGAGCCUACCCCGUCCAGCACCUCUUCCCACUGCUCCAACGCAUCUUGAAGAAGCGAAAUCUGCACUAUCUGGUGCCACCGUACAAUGCUUCCGCUCAGCUGGCAUAUUUCGAUAUGGUCGACUCGGAACAAUGUUCGGCAAUCAUGGGAGGGCAAGAGCUGCUCUUGUAUCCCAUCAGAGAUCAUGUCAUCAGAUUCAUUGAUUGGGACACCGGAGUAUUUAGGGCCAUCUCCAAGAAGGGUCUCAUCCGAACUCUCAACGUUAGCGAACCCAUGUUCAUCGACGCGUUGCUGAUGACGGGCAAUUCUUUCCUGCCUUCGUUCCCACCGUUGCAAGACACGACGAUUAAUCCUCGUCAGCCCUUCACGGUUAUGGAUGCCGUCAACAUGUUGCGCACCAGCGAGAAGGCGGUUGCCACUGCCUGUAACUCUUUCAGCGACAUUCUGCAACAGAAGGACCCAAACUGGCUGCAGAAGUAUCGCAAGGCUCGCAUGACAAUCGAUCACUUUAUCUACAUCAGCGAGACCGGUGAGAUCAAAGUUCACAACUUUGAUACACUGACCCAUGAUAACUAUGAAUAUCUUGGUUACCAACUGCCUGCAGAGCUAUUCCACUAUCUGAAUUCGGGCCUGAUCGGACCUCGUACACCUGCCUGGAUAACUCACGGACAGAUUGUGGUCGGCCCUACCUUGGAUGGUGUCAAUUCGGACGAGUACAAGAAGCUGGUCACAACCCAGCUGAUGCCUCUCAGAGAGCAGGCCUUGGCACUUCUGCUUCCGCGUUUACACAGAGCAAUCCAGUUUAAGCCAGUCCACGUCAAGGUGUGGUACGACGACAAGUAUUUGCACACGAUCGAGUACCGCGCUGGAGGAAACAGGGCUCCCGAGCAAGCGCACACGUGGGACGUCAAAGAGAGCACCAUCAACCAAUACUUCCCCGAUGCAAAGCACGGCUCUGUCGUCUUUGAGGUUACCGCUUUGAAGAACGUCGACUUCGCAAAAGCCACAAUAUCCAAAGAAAAGAUCAAGGGCGUCGACUCGGCGGACUUGAUCUCCUCUGUGACAAUCUGGCGCUUCCUCCACCUGCGAGGCUACGUCGAUGAUAGCCAUCGCUUGACUGUUUGGGGAGAAGCUCUUGCAACAUCACUGGAGGAGAUCGAACCCGUGGCGCGCGCCAACCCUGACUCCAGCCCAGCUGAGUCUGUGCUUCUCGCAUACGAGCUUCUUCGGUUCGACUUGUUGCACACCCGUAACCAGCAUCCGGAACUCAGUGGUCUCCCUAUGAACGGUAGCGACGAGGACAAGGCGAGCUUAUUGUUGAUCAGUCGCUGUGCUAUCCUGCUGAAGCUCCACCAUGAAGCCAACGGAUACACAGGUCCACUGAGCAAAAACUUCCUGUGCUUCCGGUCCCUGAGCUCGUCUAUACGAGAAGCCAACCGCGAUCUGAUCGAGGCGCUGGUGGCUUCAAUGCUACUCCAUGCCCAAGGGAAGAAGGAGCGGGAGGAUUACUCGGAUAUUGGUCAAAGACUUCCUUUCCUCGCGGAUACGGAUGUUGCCCUCGGCAUUGCAGUUAAAACACUCCUGGACGAUAUCCACCCCACAGACACGCCGGAGCAGAAGCAGACCAAGCGCGCCGAGUUCCCUGGUAAAUACGUACCAUACGCGACCAGCUUUUUCAAGGAUCUCAAUGUCGCAUUUGACUUCUUCGGUGCCUUGCACGCUGGAGUGAAGCAGCUAGGUGAUGAGCAGGUCCCAGCUGCGGAUCGUAAGGUCUGGGACCGAGCCGCGGAGUACUUGAAGGCUCGGCAAUAA